CGCUGCCGCGCGAUGCUGAAGCCAAUAGUGGGACAACGUGCCUGCAUCUUCUGGUUGCACGACACCUUGGUGGCUGGCCGCCGCCCCCACUGUCGCUCGAUCGAGUGAGAUGUGCGCCGAGUAUCACGUUGAGCAGUGCGCAAGAAUGAGAUGUCUGCGCCACGGUGCUCGCGAUGCGCAAAGGUGUGCGUCACGUGCGGGGCCAUCACUCUUGCUCUUCGCUUCUGUACUUGCAUGUCCGAUACCAGCGAUAUGGCUCGGCGCCGAUGAGCAGCGCGGCGCAUGGCGGCGUCCUUCGUGUCCAAGUCGCGUCGCGUGCGUUUCGAGCUCACCCUACGCAUCGUCGACCUCAACAACGUGCCCCUGGUGACGGGCUCGUCUUUCAUCAAAUGGCACCUGCCCGCUUCCAACGCCGCCGAACACCGCGGCCGCACCAGCAAAUGCGCCAUCCGUGAGCACCGCGUGCAGUACAACUACGAAAAGCAGACCGCCGUGCGGUUGACGGUAGGCAAAGAUGGUAUGCUGCAGGAGUGUCCCAUCCACUUCGAGGUGCAGCAAGAAUACUCCUCGGGCGGCCGCGGCGAGCGCAUCAAGCUGGGAGACGUCCACCUGAACCUCGCCGAGUACGUCGACAACGCCCUCGAUCUGCCCGCGAGCCCCACGCGUGUCAGCGAUGCCACUGCCGAGCAGGACCAUGGCAUCACGCGCCGCUACCUGAUGCAAGACUCCAAGAUCAAUAGCACAUUGAAGAUUGGCAUCUACAUGCGCCAUGUCGAGGGCACGCGCGACUACCAUGCUCCCCCUUUGCGGACAGCGCCCGUCUUUGGAGGCAUCGCCGGCAUCAUAUCCUCCUCCGAACCUUCGAGCACACCUCACAUCAUGAGUUCCCAAGCGAGCACGGAAAACCCAGAUAGCACGCAGGAAUCCAUUCCUCCCAGCUUCAACAUCAACAACAAGGAAAUGGGCGAAAUGCAGGACAUGUACCGCCGCACGUUGGCUGCGUUUUGGACCUCUCAACCAGGCGAGCUGAGGGCUGACGAGUGCAUUGAGGACAUCUUCGCUGGUGGUGAUGGUUGGGGAAAGGGCGGUCGUCCCAGCACGAGUAACGACCAGAGUCAGUCUGGUAGCGGAUCCAGCACUCCGAACGCUCUCCACCAUCAUUAUCCACCUCACCAUGACCCACUAUCACGAGACGCUGCCCCGAACAAGCAUGGAGGUGAGAAUGUGAGAGUUAUGGCACACAGUCACGGGCAUAGUCACAAGCGGAACUUUGGAGGAAGUCGACGCAUAGAAAAGGGCUUUAGGAAAGUGCCGGGAGAGUUGGACGAGAUGGACGUGCGAUCAGACCUGGUAAUGUGGACUGUUGGUCCAAAGUCCUAUACCUGAUGAGGGGUCACGUACGCCACUGUACGUUUCUGGUACGACUCAGUGUUUCUUAGCAACAGGAAAGGACCCUAUUCUGAAGCUGGCACAGUACCCAGCGAGGUCUGUCUGCAAGCAGUUCCUUGCACCUAUCCCGCUUGCUUAGCCAAUCCUCUCUUGCCGUACUUCCGUUCAGCUUGAGAUCACGAUUGUCUAUCCAACUCAGGAUAGUAGCGGAACACUCCCUGCGAGUAGCUCAGACGC
Cercospora beticola is the source of this 1626-nucleotide messenger RNA. RefSeq lists its product as uncharacterized. Lineage: Eukaryota; Fungi; Ascomycota; Dothideomycetes; Mycosphaerellales; Mycosphaerellaceae. The record is from RefSeq and is a predicted model, not a curated record.